GUGACCUUCUUGGAUUUCUCUCCGUGCCCUUCCUCCGAUUAUAACCCGCUCGCACAUUGAAGGCUGACGCUGUCGAACCAGCCCUCAGUCCUUACGCAGCCGCAAAUAUUUUCGGACACAAAUGGCGCUCAGAGCAGCGAUACUUCGCCAUGUCAAAUUGCCGGUGCAUACCCUUCCUCUUGCCGCUCCAAGAUUGCAGUUUUGGAACGGUUUCUUCCGGUCCAUGUCUUCGCACGAUGAUCAUAUCUCCAAAGAAGAGGUCACCGAGAGAGUCCUCUCUGUUCUCAAAGAUUUCCCCAAGCUCGAUCCUUCUAAGGUGACUCCAGAUGCACAUUUUCAGAAAGAUUUGGGUUUAGAUAGCUUGGACAGUGUGGAAAUUGUGAUGGCUCUAGAAGAGGAGUUCAAACUGGAGAUCCCAGACAAGGAAGCUGAUAAGAUUGACUCGUGUCAUCUUGCUAUUGAGUAUAUCUCUAAUCAUCCCAUGGCUAGUUAGAUGAUGUCUUUCUUUUUUUUGUGUUUUUGUUUCAUGUAUAAUUUAACUCCAAUGCAUGCUUCCACCCACCUUGUCUUCUAGAAGUUUCUGGAACUAGGUUAUGUCUUUUUCCUUUCCUCCUUAUUAUUGGAGUGAAGGGCGUGCUCGUGGAAAAUAAUGUGAAUCUGUUCAAGAAUGAAUUGUUAAUUGAAGAAUUGGGUUCUAAAGGAUUGCUCUUUUAACUUUGGAAUAUUAAUUUCUAUCCUACUGAAGAUGAUGUGUCAGGUA
Molecule: messenger RNA, 760 nt
Organism: Neltuma alba
Lineage: Eukaryota; Viridiplantae; Streptophyta; Magnoliopsida; Fabales; Fabaceae
Product: acyl carrier protein 1, mitochondrial
Exons: 2
Coding region: 122-493 (123 amino acids)
Biological process (GO): fatty acid biosynthetic process
Cellular component (GO): mitochondrion
Molecular function (GO): acyl binding; acyl carrier activity
Source: RefSeq, a predicted model, not a curated record